Molecule: messenger RNA, 1030 nt
Organism: Electrophorus electricus (electric eel)
Lineage: Eukaryota; Metazoa; Chordata; Actinopteri; Gymnotiformes; Gymnotidae
Gene: mrps7
Product: mitochondrial ribosomal protein S7
Biological process (GO): translation
Source: RefSeq, a predicted model, not a curated record
ACAGGCAGCAUUAAGGAGUACCACAGCUGGGGUCCUUGACCAGCGCGUAGCACAGUUUUCAACAUGGCUGCUACCAUAGCCAGUCUCUUGAAACCUUGGACUCCGAGGCUGUGUCCGGUGCGCUGGAGUCGUUAUAACCCGUACUACCUGGAGCCGGAGCCUCGGAGGGAGGCGUACGCAGCCCCCGAGGCGGAGCUGACUCCGGAGGAGAGGGAGCUGAAGACCACCCGCUCCAUCAAAGCGGCCCGGGCCAACGACAACAGCUCCCCGUACAACGACCCCAUCAUAAGCAAAUUCAUCAACAUGAUGAUGCAGGAUGGCAAUAAAAUCCUGGCGAGAGAAAUAAUGACUCAGACGCUGGAGGCGAUAAAGAGGAAGCAGGUGGAGAAGUACCACAGUGGCCCAGCAGCGGAGCGUGAGGGCAUCGAGUGCAACCCCUACGCCAUCUUUCACCAGGCCAUCGAGAACUGCAGGCCCGUCAUCGGCCUGACCAGCGUCCAGAAGGGUGGGAGGUCCUACCAGGUUCCCAUUUCCCUGACGGACAGCCGCCGCCGCUUCUUGGCCAUGAAGUGGAUGAUUACGGAGUGUCGGGAUAACAAACACCGGCGCACGCACAUGUACGAGAAGCUCUCACAGGAGCUGCUGGCUGCCUUCGCCAAUGAGGGCAACGUCAUCAAACGCAAACAUGACUUUCACAAGAUGGCCGAAGCCAACAGAGCCUACGCGCACUUCCGCUGGUGGUAGCGGAAGAGCCGCGGGCGUACUCCAUGCUCGGCAUGCCUUUUCACACGAAGUGGCCGUGUGUUUGUGGACUGUUGCAUAAAUGUGGGAGGACACAGGACUUCUCGAGUCGUGUUUAGUUCCUGGGGGCUCUGAGGUGAACCCCUAAGUUUGGCUGUUAAGUACAUUAAACUUAAGCCAAAUUGAACUUUCUUGACUACUCAACCCUGGAAUCGUAAGUCAUCCUAAAGUCUGUUCAGUGUAAUAAUGUCUUUCUGUUAGAACCAAUUUAAUAAAUGUUGAACAGUCA